Molecule: messenger RNA, 736 nt
Organism: Eutrema salsugineum
Lineage: Eukaryota; Viridiplantae; Streptophyta; Magnoliopsida; Brassicales; Brassicaceae
Product: STS14 protein
Exons: 2
Coding region: 92-637 (181 amino acids)
Source: RefSeq, a predicted model, not a curated record
ACAUGCAUACACAGACAGGUCGAGGGAAGAUCGAUCACCAUUUCACGUGCCUUUGAUCCUCUCCUCCUUUAGUUUGCAAAAUCCACUUAAAAUGGCUGCAAUUCAUCACAUCAUCCUCGUGACACUUCUCGUCAUCUCCGUCGCCGCCGUCUCUCCGCCGUCGAAAUCGAAACCCACACGAACCCGUCCUGCUUCUCCUCCGACAAUCUCUGCGGCGGCUAAAGCUUUCACCGACGCGCACAACAAAGCCAGAGCCACAGUCGGUGUUUCGCCGCUAGUGUGGAGCCAGACGCUGGAAGCGGCCGCGAGUCGGCUGGCUCGUUACCAGAGGAACCAGAAGAAGUGCGAGUUCGCGAGUCCUAACCCUGGCAGAUACGGCGCAAACCAGCUUUGGGCUAAAGGUUUGGCCGUGACGCCGUCUCUUGCGGUGGAGACUUGGGUGAAGGAGAAGCCUUUCUACGAUUACAAGUCCAACACGUGUGACGGGAACCACACGUGCGGGGUCUAUAAACAAGUCGUGUGGAGAGACUCUAAGGAGCUCGGCUGUGCUCAAGCCACGUGUACUAAAGAGUCAACGGUGUUGACCAUUUGUUUCUACAAUCCUCCGGGCAAUAUAGUUGGCCAAAAGCCAUACUAGAUGAGGAAGAAAAUGUAUUACUACUAGAUGAAUUAAUGGGCCAAACAAAAUAAGAAGCACUGACUGACGGCCAAGUUUUUUUUGCUAAUCGUUAAGUGA